Messenger RNA from Xyrauchen texanus (razorback sucker), 10567 nucleotides. Its product is annotated as A-kinase anchor protein 13-like. Gene Ontology annotation, cellular component: actin cytoskeleton; membrane. Gene Ontology annotation, molecular function: guanyl-nucleotide exchange factor activity; MAP kinase scaffold activity. The record is from RefSeq and is a predicted model, not a curated record. NCBI's taxonomy places the organism in Eukaryota, Metazoa, Chordata, Actinopteri, Cypriniformes, Catostomidae. Bases 343 to 7830 code for a protein of 2495 amino acids. The transcript is spliced from 39 exons. Gene Ontology annotation, biological process: regulation of Rho protein signal transduction; positive regulation of canonical NF-kappaB signal transduction; adrenergic receptor signaling pathway.
AGGGACAACUUUUCAUUGGACAAAACUCGGAGCGCAAGUUGCAACAUCGUACCAAGUGGUUUGUUUUGUUACGUUCUGGAACGCUUUUAUAUCCGUCAAACGCCGUAGCGCAGAAGUAGAAGUUACUAACAAGUGACGUUGGCCGACGGUUUUUCGUUGCAGCGUGUGGAAGUGCUCAUCCAUACAAGUAGUGCUUAAAGACGGGAAGCUCAGCGUGUUUGCGGUUACUAGCCCGAGUCAUAAGGAGACAAUUUUGGAUGGUGUUUUGUGAUCGUUUAAAGGGAAUGAGAGUGGGAGAACGGAGCACGCUUUGAGCACGGCAGCGUUUGAGUAGCCAGUGCCAUGAAACUGAAUCCACAGCAAGCUCCUUUAUAUGGUGAGUGUCUGUUGACGGUCCAGCUCUGUGAAGAAGAGUGUGUUGAAGAGGAAGAGGAUGUAGAGUUUUACUUGCUGUUUGCCGGCUCCAAACAGAGGCACGUUUCCAGCACUUUGAAAAUCAGCCAUGUCAUGCUGCAAGCCAUGUGCCCAGCUCAUGAUCGCAGCGAAACCGUGCAGGUCACCCUGUGCCAGGCACGGCCCGGGGGGUCAGUGGACCCCGUGGCAGAGGAGCGCUUCCAGUUUGUGCAGGACCUCGCCCUGGAUAUGGCCCAGUUCUUGGUCAGUGCAGUUGGGAAGACUGAAGGGGCACUGCUACUGGACGAGUGUCAGAUCCCCCUGAAAGAGUGCGAGAGAUUGGAUGACACUUUGGCCCUCGCCCUAAGACACCUCCCAUUGCCCCCAGGCUGGAAUUUGCUGUGCACAGACUUUCCUAUAGACACAGGCACUCAAACAAGCUUGGGAAUAGAACCUGGUCCUCAAGACACCCUUCUGCACUUUGCGGCAGAACGUGGGCUACGCAAGGUAGCACACUUUCUCCUCCAGCAACCCGGUGGAAGAGAGGCUCUACGACUCCCUAACAAACAGGGUUGUACGCCGGCCAAGGUCGCCCAGAAGAGAGGCGACUUUCAACUCCAGAAGCUUCUAACAGAGGUUGAGAACUUGCCAGAGUUAGAGACAAAGACAUCCAAGUGGCGUUACCCAGGAGAGAGAGUUCUGCGACACCACCCUAAGCUAAACACCUACACCCUUACACUGGAGGACGUGCCAGGGAGUCCCCCACCUAGUCUGCGUCGUGAUGUGGAUGACCUCCAACACCUUAUUCAGUCACAUCAGAUGAACAAGGAAGAUCCUCCAAUACAAUGCAGUCCAACCCUUUUGAUUCUUAAAAGAGAGUCAAGUGAUGGUACAGAGCCUGCUGAGUCCAACUCAUUGGACUUUGAGCAUCAGGAAUCCACGGUUGAACAACAACAACAAACCUGUGAAUUAGUUUUAAGCAGCUCUGUCGUAGAAGAUGAAUUGUGCCCUUUUCAGAACGGGACCAGAGACCAUGUCAAAUCACAGGACGGGGAGGUGGAGCCUGACAGCCUGGCUAUAGAGGAUAUUGGGAAGCCAUCAGAUAAGGCUGACUGUGCGGAGUUGUGGGCAAAGGGUGAUUCUGUGGCUUUCAGUGCCCCUUCCUGUGGAAACCAGUGGGAGGAAGCUGAUAGAGAGCUCUGCGUAAUCAGUGCCAAGCAGGGGGCUGAUAAGGGGAACCAAGAAGAGUUAGAGGCUUGCCAUCAGGGUUCAGAGACUGAAACAGACAAUAAAGCUCAAUCUGGCAACCCAGAGGUCCAAGACAUGGGCCAUACACAGUCUCAGGAUCGCCUCCCAACGGAAACGAGUCAACCUUCACAAAUAGAGGAGGAUAAUGAGGGGAGUACAGAUAUUUUUUCGAGAGGGGACUUACCAGAGGAAAGGGAAAAGGAGUCGAGCAGCAGCCAGGAAAUAGGCUCAAACUCCCCAGGACUUUCUUGCCAUGAUUCGGAGAUUAACGGUCAGAAUAACGAUGAGAUCGAGUUCAAGCUGGCUGCUGAUGCCUCUGUGGGAACAGAUGAAUCUAAAGUUACUGUAAUUGAGGUGAAUUCUGAGGUUGUCUCGUCUGUACGAAACAGUGAAUCUGUUAUUUGUGAUGGUGGUGAUGAGCCACAUGUUUGCAUGGAGACAGAGACAGGAAAUCUCAGCGAGAACACCAAAGGCAAGACUGAGUCAGUUUCUGGUCUGAUAGCUGGUGACAUUAGUAUAAAGCAGAACUCUGGAUUUAACAUUUCAGAGGGUGAACUUUUGGAUUCUGUAAGUCUUCGUCCAAACAUGGCACCAGGACCUAUUCAUAAGCUCCGCCAAGGACUUUCUCCUGUUCCCGAGACAUUUCUUGAGGAACAAACUGUGGAGCCUUUGUUUCAGUAUACAGAGGGUUCACAACAAUCUCACAAUGUCACGUCAUCUUCAGAAACUGUAUCCGAAUGUCAGGAGGUUUUGUUAAUUGACUCCUGUGUCAUCUAUGAGAAAGAAGGGGGUUCCGAUGGCAUCAAUGUGGAGGUAUUGCCUUGUCAGAAUGAAGGGUCUGAGGAAAGGAAAUCAGUAGGAGCCCCUAGUGAGACGAUGCAGAACCCUGAAAAGAUCAUUAAAGGGGCUUCCGGUGAGAUAUCAAUUACAGAGGACAUUACUGACUCGGAAUUGGAUGAAAAAUCAAAACCCUCUGAUGACUCUUCUUUCCAUGUUGACUCCAAAUCCUUGAUUAAAAGUGAUGUGCAACAGGAUGUGUCUACAAUACUGUUUUCUGAACUUUCUAGUGAGAACAUUAUCAUAGAAACAGAGUUAGAUAAUGAAGAGAUGCCUAAAACAGUUUUGUCAGACUUUUCAUCAAGACUGGUUCUUGAGGAACAUUCUGGAGAUGCCCCAGGUGAAUCAUCAAUUCCAGCAUCCAAAGUUUCUGCAUUGAAAGGGCAACAUGAACAAAAUUAUAUAGCUCAGGAGGAACUGCUGCAAGAAAAGAAAAAUGACUCCACUUCACAGGAAACAAUCAGCGAUCUCCCUGAUCAGUCGAAAAUCACACACAAUGACAACGCAGAAUCCACAGCACAGACCGAAUAUCCAGAAUCCUCCAAGGAGAGUGUGAACACACUAUCUAACCCUACCACAGGAUGUUCGGAUUACCUAAUUGAAGAUUUUUCUUGUGCUUCAACAGAAAGCAGAGAUGGUAGACCUUGCAAAAUUCCAUGGACUAAUGAGGGUAGGAUCUCUGGUUGGGAAACAUGUGUUGACCCCCCUACCGAUAUGAGGGAGACCGCUGUCACAGAAGAUGGGGUGGCCUCAUCAAUAGAGACCACCGGUGGUUCAUCUUUGGAGUUAGAGAACUCCAUAUCUGCCUCUCUCAAUGCAUCAUCCUCAAGUAUUGAGGUCACUUCCCUUAUGGAUAUUAAUAGUGGAUUGCCCCAGGAUUUGGAACACACUUCCGCUGUGGAUGUAGACAAUGGUUUGUCUGUGGAAUCACAACCUUCAGACACCGCUGAUAGUCUAAAUGGAUUACACGAAAAUACUCAAGACUGUUCAAUGGAGCAAAAAGAAACAGUUGAGCAGCAUACUGAAGAACCACAUGUAAAACCAAUGACAGAAGAUGGCACUUUAGCAGGGGAUACAGUGGAUGGACACAAAUACUUCUCAGUAGACAUAUUGAAUUCCGAAGUGAUCCACAGAGAGACAGAGACUUUCUAUUCGGUCGAUGCCACUCAAGAUGCUGGACUCCAAGAGAAGAAGUCCAGUUCAAUGAGCUCAGAGUGUGCACAUCAUACAGAGUCAACGAGCACCAUUCGAGCGUCCGCCAGUGAUGGCGACUCUCUCUUGAGCCAAGAUUUGGGCGAGGACUAUGACUUUAAUAAUAAGGGUGAGGACAGUGUCACCAUCACCGACAACACCAGCGGUGUGUCCAUUUCCUACUCUUCCUCCACAGAUGACUCAUCUAGUGUUGGGACGCCCGGAGCUGUUCCUCAGGCCAACCAAGAUCCCCCCCCAUCAGAACCCUGUGAUGUGUCACCCACAUCACCUGGAGCUUCGCCUGUUUCAGGAGAAACAGAGGAGGAAGAGAGAAAGGACCGCCUGACCGAGGUGCCAGAGCGAUCAGCUAUUCUACGUUCAUCCAUCCGAUCUCUCUCUCCUGUUCGAAGGCACAGCUGGGGCCCGGGCAAAAAUUCAGCAGGGGAGACAGAGAUAAGUCAACGCAGUACUGUGCGAAGUGAAGUGGAGCGCAGGUCUACGGGCCAUAGGAGAAGCAUGAGCUGGUGUCCUUCAGUUGUCCUGCACUCUGAGGGUGACGAAAUAAACGAAAGAAGUUACAGCCUUGAAGGUCUUGCAGCAGAGAAGGAUGGAAAAAAACUACUUAUCCAGCAUGUUGAGACUAGCCAGGAACCAAACUGUCCGUCAAAGCUGGACAGUGAGGAGAGAGGCUCACUGCUGUCUCUGACCGAAGAGGAACAGGAAUCAGACCUGGGCGACUGUAGUAGUUUGGACAGUCAGAAGUCUGUACAGUCUGGAUGGAGAUGUGUCCAGCCCGCACACCCAAUUCUCACCAAGUCUGUCUCCAUGUUGGCCAUCAGUCAUAAGGACCUGGAUGGAUUGGGCUCUUUCAUUGGGACAUCAGGAUCCUUAGAAUACAGUAUAUCUGAGGAGGAUCCAGGUCCGUUGCGGAGUGACAGUGAAUUUAAAGCUGGAGGAACCAAAGUGAGCAGGACCUUCAGUUACCUCAAGAGCAAAAUGAGCAAGAAGAGCAAGGAGAAGGAUAAAGAGAAGAAUAAGGAGCGAGAGCGAGAUGCCAAAGACAAGGAGAAGAGAGCCUCAAGUGGGCAUCUAUUCACUGCCGUCACCACAGUACCUUCAAUCCGCUGCCACCAAUGCAACAAACCAAUCAACACUAAAGAUGCUUUCCUCUGCACCAAUUGCAGUGCACAAGUGCACAAAGGUUGCAGAGAGCAUCUUCCUGUUUGUGCCAAGCCGCAAAAACAACAGCAAACUAUUCCAGAUUGUGCCUCAAUGCCUGCCGUCACCCCAAGAAGUAAAACGCUCCCAGCACGAGAACGUCCAUGGUCCACCAUCUCCAUUCCAGAUGACCAGCCCGCGCCUCUCGCCCCUUCUCGUAGAAUUCAUAGCAGCAUCAUGUCUUUCAACAGUAACCCACUGUCAAAGAGCAUGUCCAUUAACAACAUAGCAGGGCAAAUGGAAGACCCUCCUCUAAAGAGUCUUAAGUUUCUGUCCCUGUCCACCGACUCUCUUCACAAGACUAGUAAAGUCAGCGAGUCCACAGAAUCGCUUACUGAUGAGGGUAUGGAGAUGAUGGACAAUCAGUUAAUGGGGGAAUUUGAAAUCGAUGCCAAAGAGCUGGAAGCAGAUUCUUGGAGCUUCACAGCAGACAAGAAAUAUCUUAAACAGCUUAAGAAGGAUGUUAUCAAGAGGCAAGACGUCAUCCAUGAGCUCAUCCAGACAGAAAUGCACCAUGUGAGAACCCUGAAGAUCAUGGCAGAUGUUUACAGUAAAGGCCUUCAGAGGGAAGUUCAGCUGGAAGUACAAACCAUAGAGAAGAUGUUCCCCAUGAUGGAGGAUCUUCUGGAUUUGCACACGCUGUUCUUCACACAGUUGGUUGAGAGGAAGAAAGAGGCAGGGUCAGAGAGUCUAGGAGAGGGGGGCUUCAUUAUCAGAAAGAUUGGUGACUUGCUGGUCUCUCAGUUCUCAGGUUCCAAUGCUGAGAGAAUGAAGAAGGUCUAUGGGAAGUUCUGUAGUAGACAAAAUGAAGCUGUGAACUUCUACAAGGAGCUUCACUCCAAAGACAAGCGUUUUCAAGCCUUUGUCAAGAAAAAGAUGAGCACCCCUGUUGUCCGAAGGCUAAGCAUUCCAGAGUGUAUAUUGUUAGUUACACAACGAAUCACCAAGUACCCUGUGUUACUACAGAGAAUACUGCAACACACGAAAGAAAAUGAGGAAGACCAUGCAGAUUUAACCCAAGGUCUGAAGCUGGUGAAGGAGGUCAUCGCUGCUGUUGAUAAUAAAGUGAACGAGCAUGAGAAAAAGAAGAGGCUAAAGGAAGUGUACAGCCGGACGGACAGCAAGUCCAUCAUGAGGAUGAAGAGUGGACAGAUGUUUGCCAGAGAAGAUCUGUUACGAGGGCAGAAGAUGAUUCACGAAGGACCGCUGCAGCUCAAGAACUCUGCUGGGAGACUCAAGGAUGUCCAGGCCCUUCUGCUGAGAGAUGUGAUUGUCUUCCUACAGGAGAAAGAUCAGAAAUACAUAUUUGCUCCGCUGGACCAGCGCUCCACAGUCAUCUCCCUGCAGAAACUGAUCGUGAGGGAAGUUGCUAAUGAGGAGAAAGGUCUGUUUCUGAUCACAGCCGGCAUUGAGAAACCUGAGAUGGUGGAGGUGUACACCAGCUCCAAAGAGGAGAGAAACACAUGGAUGCAGCUCAUUCAGGAGGCCAUGCAGUCGAUACUGUCGAUUUCCUCCAGGGAGAGAGACUAUGAUGAAGGUGUUCCCAGUGAAAAUGAAGAGGACAAGAGACUUCAGGAAAUCAAAGUCAAAGAGCUAAGAGAUCAGCUGCAUAAGAGAGACGAGCAGAUCUUGUCUUUACUGGAGGAGAAGGUGAAGGUGUUCAGAGAUAUGUGUGACUGUGGCGUGUCAGACGAGGCUGACUCCAGCCUCCACAGCCGAAUGCUCUUCAGAGCCACGCCCGAUGACAUCACCAAAGGGGAACCAAUCAUGAUAGACGCACUGAAGGAAAUUGAGACGUUGCAGGUUCUGGUGAAUGGCAGUCUGGGAGGGGCCGUGCAGGAUGGCAUGUGUGGGACAGGGGCCAUGUCUUUGCCAAGACGGGCGGAAACAUUUAGUGGCUUUGAUAGUCACCAGAUGAACAUCUCAAAGAGUAAAGAUGGAGACAGAGAGGAGACGGACGACUCUGCAGAGCUCCGCAGAACUGAGUCAGACAGCGUUCUAAAGAAGACAAGCAACACCAACCCCCUGCUCCUACUUAAGAGGAACAAUGAGCAGGUUCUUCAGAGUGUCACUCAUCUACAUGACCUACUCAACACAUUACAGGCCGUCGUUGUCCAGCAAGACACCUUCAUUGAAGACCAACGUCACGCCCUAAAUGAACGUAUACAUCCUUCUCGACAUCACUCCAUCUCCUCCUCUACCUCCUCUUCUUCCUCCUCCUCAUCACGGCCGAGCUCACUGAUCGAGCAGGAGAAACAGCGAAGCCUGGAGAAGCAGCGGCAGGAGGUUGCCAGCCUGCAGAAGCAGCAGGCCGCCCACACUGAGGAGAGGAAGCGAAGAGAGAAAGAGUGGGAAGCACGGGAGCGCGAGCUCGCCCAGAGGGAGGCGCAGCUGCAAACCCAAGAGGAGGAUGUGCAGAGGAGGCACAGGGAGCUGGAGGAGGAGAAACAAGACCUCCAGAGUAAGAAGGAAGAGUAUCAGAGGGACCUGGCCCGCCUCAGAGACAGCCAGAAGAAGUUGGAGAGAGAACGAGAUCAACUGCAGAGAGAUGCAGAGCAGAUCAGACUAACAGAGGCACAGAGGAAGAACCGGUCCCCAUCCACCACGUCCGAGGACUCAAAGUUCCAGAGCUCUAGUUCAUUGGACCGUGACCCCUCAGAGUUGGAGCUCUCCUCCCUGUCUGCCCGAGACUUCCUGUCACGCUUGGACUCCAAACGCAAAGGCAAGAACCUCAACCCUUUCUCCUCCAACUCAAGCCAGAAGAGCCAGAACAGCGAGGCGCAGAGCCAGAUCCCCAGCCGCCUGCUGCAGCUGGCCAAACCCAAGGAGAAGAAGGACAAGAAGAAGAAGAAGAAGGGGAAAGGACAACAGAGCCAAAUUGCAGAAUCUCAGAGCACUGUGGUUCCAGAUGCAACCACAGACGGCGAGAUCUUUUUCUGCUGAUACGGCCCUCCAUCAUCCCUUUUCCCACAAUGCCUCUGUGCAGGGGCCACUGGUCUCUGAUUGUGGACUGCAAACCAGAGUCCAGAAGCAGUCACGGUGUCUUCCCCCCACUUCUCCUCUACACAUACUUGUGGUCUUGAUGGGCGUCGGGCCUGGACAGGACGUUUUAACUGAGCGUUUUCUGUAUCCUGAUUUUCAGCGGUUGUCUGCACAGUGACUUAAAUCACAAUUUCUUUUCUGAAGAAGAUUAAGACUGUGCAACAGUGUUGGGGAACAAUAUGUGUUAGAUAUUAGCACCAGGGGCACUUUUUCCACACAAAGAAAAAUAAGGAUUUAUAACAGCAGGUGGUGUCACACUGGGAGAGAGCUGGCUUUAGAUCAGCUGUAAUAGUCUCCUUUGAGCACUUUCCAUUUCACUGAAGGACAUUUGACUAAUUAAGAUACUAAUAUCAGUGGGUGAAGUCAAAUUGAAAUUUGCGAUGCAGUGACUAAGCUUCUACACCUUUCAUGCUUUUUCUUUCUUACUUGUUUUUUACUUUAUUCAGUAGUAAUACUAUACUUUCAGCAGACAAACCGUUUUCUAUACUGUGUCCUAACCAGAUGUGACAUGAUAAAGCGACAAGCGUAACUCAUCUCUGUUGGUCUGGGUUUUGUUGUAAUUGGCCGCAACAAGUGACACGUCAUUUGUGCGAGCGAUCACUUGAUUUGACUAUUUCUACUGCACCAGUCUGGGUAGCCCCGCCCACGGUGAAAUUUCAUUGGUUUAAAUUCACGCUCUCCUUUCUGAAAAUGGAACAUCCAAUCCAUAGCAGUUUUGUGUUCCAUGUGUACGCACAAAUUGCUUGUUGCUGAAAACUGCAUUGCAUUUGGUUAGGACAUGGUGUGAAAAUAAACUUUAAGUCCUAUGUAAAUACAGUGCCAGCGUUUGCUUUAUUCCAGUUUAUAAGGUAAAAGGUUUUGUAAUUGAUCAUAAAUGGAUGCAACAUUAUGCCUUUUAUGAAUCCAAGGGAUACAUUUGAAAUAAUUUUAAUGAGCAUGACAUAAAUGGAGGCGUAAAAGAGUGUAUUGCAGUAAAGGAAUGUUGUUGUUUAUUUAUUGGUUUUGUUAAUAUAAUUUCCCUCCCUAAGAGAAUGAAAGAAGGUCUACGUUUGUUUCACUUAAAAGAUGACAAAGAGAAUAAUUUUGUUUCACCUAAACCCCACACUUUUUCUUUUAAGCCGUAAUGCAAUUUUAAUCCUUAGCACUUUAUAAGCACAUUGUCAAGUGGAAAAAAAUGGCUGGCUUUAAGACUAGACAAUCGAUCAGCUCCACUUAACUGGUAAACAGCCUCCUUUGUAUGUGGAGGAAAACGAGAGUUUUUAUUUGAUUAUCUUUUAUUGUACCAUAUGAAUGUUAUUGUAAAUUUGUUCAACCAAACAUAAAGCUAGCUUUUACAUAAGCUACCGAAAGAGCGGGUGUUUUAACUGCAGUAUUUUGUUUUCCUUUUUUAUCGAAUCUGAAAUGUCAAACCGAACAAGAUGAGGGAAUCAACUUUGGGAUUAACAGUGAUUUGUGUUAGCCGUGGGGUAUCGUAAAGUGCAGUUUCCAUCCGAAUUUCCAUGGUGGACAUUUUUGAUCUUCUUGACAGCAGGACAAUGUACUAAAAGUAUGAAUACAUUGUGUAUGUGUUAAAAGCCUGGAUUGUACCCUCUAACUAGAUCUUUGCCAUUUAAAAAGCCCUCGCCUGCUGGCCAGGCUCACAGUUCUGUUGAACAUAAGGACAUAUUUUAAGAAUGAUAAAAGUGUUAAUUUAAGCUUUCUGCUCUGUUUUUAUUUUCUUGAAAUUAAACUUCUACCUAACAUGCCUCUUUAAUGCAUUAGCGUGAUGAAUCAUUUAUUAAUCAAUACCCCUUCACUAAGCUUUGGAUUUGAUUUAUUCAUCCGAGAGAAUUUUAAGACUUAUCAGUCAGCCUAUUCCUCAGAGGAAAUAUGACUGCUGAUGCUGAGGGAUUCUGCAUGCUGUAAUGAAUUAAACCUGGUGCUAAACUGAGAAAAAGGGCCUUGACCAUCAGAGGGAGCUGUGGCGAUGUUCACCAGGGCUCAAAAACAAAACAUUCAUUUUACCUAUUCUAGUCCUACCUAUCUCAUCACUCAAGCUAAACAGAAGCUUGUGUGUUUGUUUGUUUGUUGAUUAAUCAUUCCUUGUUCCAUUGAGGCAUUUGAAAUCGCCCAGCGAUUGGGAUAAAUGGUAAUUGAGGCCCAUGCUCACAUUUUUUUUUAACUUGCCUUAAAUAUCCCCCAGAUCCUACAGUGUUUGUUGGUUCCUUUUCACUGCCAAAUCCUCAUUCGGGGAACUCUCAAGAUGAACUUGCUAGCACUGUAGCACACGUGAAGCUACAUGGAAGCGUACUCUUUCAUUUUUCAUAAUGGCUGCCGUGAGAAAUGCAUGUGAGAAGAAUCAGAAUCAUCAACAUGUUAAUGCAAAUCAAACUUGGAGACGUCUGCUUUGGGAAGUGACCAGUGGUUGCAUAUAGGUGCUGUCAUUUCUUGUCAAAUUUUAUGUAAAAAGGGGGCAAAAAUACCACAAAAUUUGUAAAUAUCUGUAAUGUAGAAAAAAGUAUGAAUUAUGUAUUUUCAUUUUGUGAUUUGAAUAAAGCAUUUUAUAACUAGCUUUAUAAGCAUUUUCCAGUUUGGAGAUAUGACAAAUGUAAAUUAAAAUAUAUAUAUAUAUAUAUACAUAUCUUAAUAAAUAACUGUU